This is a messenger RNA of Octopus bimaculoides (California two-spot octopus), 984 nucleotides long. RefSeq lists its product as uncharacterized. NCBI's taxonomy places the organism in Eukaryota, Metazoa, Mollusca, Cephalopoda, Octopoda, Octopodidae. The record is from RefSeq and is a predicted model, not a curated record.
AUGCAGGACAUGCAGGACAUGCCAUUAACAACGAAAAAAGCAAUAGCAACUGCAGGCAUGGAAACAGCCAGUAACACAGCCACCAUUAUCACCACCGCGACAUUGGAUGGCAGCACCACCAUAGCCACCACCGCCACAUUGGAUGGCAACAUCACUAACAACAACAGCAGCGCCAUCACAAACAGCAGCGGCAUCGCCAACAGCAGCAGCAUCGCCACCAACACCAGCCUUACUAAUAGCUUCCCCAACGACCACGAUGCCAGAUCUGUCAGCCAUUAUAGUAGUAGUAGCAGAAGCAACAAUUCCAGUUCCACUUGUGAAUAUCACAGCAACAACAGCAGCAACAACAUUAUCAACAGCAACAGCGCUUCCUCCAUAACUGGCGGUAACGAUAGCAUUGCCGUCGCCUCCAUCGCCAACAGCAGUAGUCCCGGCUCCAACAACACCAGCAACCCCGUCUCCAUCAACAGUAAGAACACCGGCGCUAGCGCCAGCAGCAGCGACAACAACAACAGCCACAACAGCAACGCCAGCACCAGUAGCUACAACAACGACUGCAGCACAGGCAACACGCGCAGGCACGAAAAUAUUACCGACACUACUACCACCCCCAUCGAUGCCAAUACCAACAGCAGCAAACCCAGCCUCAGCGACAACACCACAGGCGACAUCAGCGACAUCACACGCCUACAGAAAUACGAGGGGUGCACUGGGAAUUCCGUCAAACAGCGUCUUUGCAAUCAUUUCUCCUCCUUCGGAGUCCCGGAACGGAGAUACGUGACAUCGCUGGCCAGCCAUAUCUGGCAACUAAGAGACGAAGGGAUACCAUACUCGAUCGCAUGGAAAAUACUCGAGAACCCAGGCCCCUACAUCAACAGAACGGGACGUUGCAAGUUAUGUAUUGCCAAAUGCGCGAGAAUCCUAAAAGAUUCGAUCAUGGGAGAGAGAAUCCUGAACUGCAGGACGGAGAUUUUCGGGCCAUGA